Salvelinus namaycush (lake trout) is the source of this 2750-nucleotide messenger RNA. Its product is annotated as mucin-3A-like. Bases 59 to 1678 code for a protein of 539 amino acids. The transcript has 2 exons. The record is from RefSeq and is a predicted model, not a curated record. NCBI's taxonomy places the organism in Eukaryota, Metazoa, Chordata, Actinopteri, Salmoniformes, Salmonidae.
GAGGAAAUCACGAGUAAAGAGGAAGAGGCAGUGAGAUGAGAAAGCUGGACAAUUAGACAUGAUGAGAUUGACUCUGAUUUCUCUCGCCAUGUGCCUUCCUCACCUCCUCGCCACUCUUGUCUUCCAUUCUACCACUGCGGCUUCACCAAGCGCCACAGAAACAACAGCAGCUCUAGACCUUAGUAUCAGCACUACAACAUCAGACCCCCUGAUACUUCCACUCUCCACAACUGAAAACCACUCUGGUAGGACUAGUGGCAUGUUCAACACACAAGUGAAGAAAAGCGCUAGCUUAGCAGCUGUCAACAACUCAGGCAGAACGACUCAAGGAAGAGGCAUUCUCAGAACAGGAACUGCCACUUACGCCACCACAGCCGUACAGAAGAGCAACAGGCACAUAACUGCAGGAGACUUGAGGAUGGAAACAGAGAGCCACAAUCACCAUGAGACUCUUCCCUUCAGCAGACACAAAGCCUCACCCACAACUGACCACCCCAGCACCACUUCUCUCCCCGGGGAGGAAGGGACUGAGUAUCAUGACAGCAGCACCACUGAAACAGCCAGAGAACUGAGCACACCAAAUUUCAUAGAAACAGGGGCUGCUGACACCAUUAAUGACUCCAGGCUAGCAAAGCCACACUUAGACAGGUCACAAGCAGCAGACCAGCACACUGCUACACAAGGACUAGAGAUUGCAUCAGGAGAUUACCACACAACACAGAGAGACUUCUUCACAAACACCCCAACUAGUAGAGUGACAGGUUUGAACAGAGGUAAACAAAGCAAGGCCAACAGCGUCACAACAACAACAACGGUUUCACCUACGUACACAGUCACACGUCCUGGUUUUUAUGAGCACAUGACUGUGACUUACAGGGCUCCAGGCUACAAAACACAACCUGACAACACAAGCCAGUCUAUGGACAACCAGGACCACACCACAGCCACAGUUUCAAUCCCCCAUGCUGACAAUAGGACAACUUCAUAUAUCAAUGCAAACACGUUUACAGAUAAUGACACAGACAACGACACAAACACACUUUCAUACAGUAAUACCACAACCUCUAAUAAUCGUAACACAACAGUGCUUUUGAAGAAGAAGACUCAUUCAUUCAGACACAACCGCACAAUCUCAGGCUAUGACAAAAGGCUGAACAACACAACUGAAAACACUGUGCACGAUCGUCCAGAGUGCGGAGAGGCAGAUGAAAGGUCCCCAUCGUUGCUUCCUGGCUCUACUAGACUGGUCUGUUUCAUUGUUCUGUGGGCUCUGGGAUUGACUGCUUCUCUCUUCCUUGGUCUCACUGUCUUCCUGUGGGUGCGUUUGUCAGUCCAGAGAGAGAGGGAAAGGAGAGCGAGGAGAGGAGGAGAGAAGGUGUCAGGGGUGGAUCUGGAGAACCUGUGGGUUGACCAGAUGUCAUCGGUGGAAGAAAGGGUUGAAUUCUGGUACACCAACGGCUCCACUAUGGGACGCGAGCAUAAACGGAGGGAGAGAGGGAGAGAGAGGGUGAAGGAGAGGGGGAGGAGGGAGCAGGGGAGGCAGAAAGGGAUAGAGUGUGACAACCUGUGGACUCAACCCAAAGUGACACUGGAGAACAUCACUGAUUUCUGGUAUGCAAAUGGAAGAGUGAUACCAGAAGAAACUACAGACCAAACGCUGUUGGAGACCUGCGUAUGAUUCUGUUUUUUUGUACUACAGUACUACAAUUUACCUGGAAUUACUUUGGAGAGAAAUGUUCACCAUUAUUUUACCAAUUCCAUGGCAGAUUUGAACACUGUAAUCCUGACCGAGUUUAAACAUUUCCAAAAUGAAUUGAUAAUCUGUAUGUUUAUUGGCUUUAACAAAAGUAUAAGUAUAUGAUCUACAUAAAUCUACUUGAAAGAUAGAUUAAGCCUGGGUCUGAUCAGAGAGAAAGAAGAGGACAGAGAGAAAGAAGGAGAGAGAGGAAUAGAGAGAGAGAUUAGAACAACAUGUCUAACUGGAAAUAACACUUGAUAAAGAGAGUUUCCAUUUGAAGAGAAUUCAGACCUUGUUAAGAGACACAUCAUCAUUGUGUGUCAGACAGCAACGAGGAGAUAGGUGCCAUUUCUACAAACACACUGACACAAAUACGGUUGACUCCUAAUACUGUACAUGCACUGUUAUUAGGAGCUAGUCAAAUAAAAAGGACUGCACUGGGCGUAAACAAUUUAGCUUAAUUUAUCUGACUUACCAUGUUUACACGCGCACAGCAUUCCAGAUAAUAGCUCAUAACCUAGUUAAGGUCUUAUUCGAGAUAAGCUGUUAAAAUACAUCUUUGAUAUCCCGCUUACGAGUAUCCCUGUAUAAACAGAAUAUUCCUAAAUUUACCCAUGAUACUAUGCAAAACCGAGCCUGUACAAACAAUGUAAAACAACAGUAAACUGAAUAAUAUAUUUGUAUGACACAGUAUCCCGUCUACGAUCAGCAUAUCCCAGGCAUUUUAACUGGGUUUCUCAUAACCGGGACACAAGCUUAUUCGGGUUAUUGUAAACGGGAUAUGAUGCUAAUAUGCGUCAACUAAAAAACGGAAUACUACUAGAAUAUCCCAAAUAGUAAUGGAAUAUUGGUGUGCCUGUGAACAUGGUAACUUACCAGGAAUCGACUAUAGGUCUACCUCACAAUUUAUAGUGGAUCGGGACAUUUUAUCAAUAAUGUAUAACUGUAAAUACAGUAGAAAAUAUACCCUUGUAGAAUUUAACACCUAACCAGCUGAAGUAUGACAUAUAAU